AUGAAGUUCUACGCGGUUUCUGCCCUGGCCACCCUGGGCGCCUUGACCGGCGUGGCUGCUUCGCCAGCCAAUGUGGUCUACCGACAUCCGUGGAUUGUCGAGAGAGGUGACCACGAGCCUCAUCCUCCUCAUACUCCCCCGGAGCAUCAUACUCCUACCUGGUGGCGCCCUCCUCCACCUCCCCAUACCAAGCCGCCUCACACCAAGCCUCCUCAUCCGACUUUGCCCCCGACUCUGCCGCCGGUGACUACCACUCCGUGCGAGACGGACACCGAGACGGAGCCUCCGGUGCCUACCUCUACUACUCCUUGCGAGACGGAGACGGAGACUGAGCCCCCUGUCCCAACUACUACUACUACUCCAUGUGAGACCGAGACCGAGACCGAGACCGAGCCACCGGUGCCUACGAGCACGCCGUGUGAGACGGAUACUCCCACUGAGCCUCCGGUCCCGACUACCACAACUCCAUGCGAGACGGAGACAGAAACGGAGCCUCCUGUGCCAACCACUACUACUCCAUGUGAAACUGACACUCCCACCGAGCCGCCUGUUCCUACGACUACAACUCCAUGCGAGACGGAGACUGAACCCCCUGUCCCGACCACCACCACGCCCUGUGAGACGGAGACUGAACCGCCUGUUCCUACUACUACUACGCCAUGCGAGACUGAAACUCCCACGGAACCCCCGGUGCCAACUACCACCACUCCAUGUGAGACUGAGACUCCUACUGAGCCGCCGGUUCCUACCACGACCACCCCGUGCGAGACGGAGACUGAACCCCCUGUCCCCACUACUACCACGCCGUGCGAGACGGAGACACCUACCGAGCCUCCUACUCCCACCACCCCUUGUGAAACUGAGACGGAGACCAAGCCUCCAGUGCCUCCGACUGAGCCUCCUGUCCCAACCACUACGCCCUGCGAGACGGAGACGGAGACUCCCACCGAGCCUCCCAGCCCUACAACUCCAUGCGAGACCGAGACUCCUACUGAGCCUCCUACUCCUACCACUCCAUGUGAGACUGAGACCGAAACUAAGCCUCCGGUCCCUCCUACCGAGCCCCCAGUGCCCCCAACUACCACUCCCUGCGAGACCGAAACGGAGACUCAGCCUCCGGUCCCUCCCACCAACCCUCCCGUGGAGACCACUACUCCAUGCGAGACUGAGACGGUGACUCCUCCCCCGGAGACUCACACGCCUCCUCCUCCUCCCCCUCCCCCGCCUCACACCGAGACCAAGACUCUUCCUCCUCCUCCUCCGGAGACUCACACCCCUCCCCCUCCCCAAACCGAAACCGAGACUCUUCCUCCCCCUCCUCCUCAGACCGAAUCUCCUCCUCCCCCUCCUCCGGAAACCGUGACCCAGCCCAUCCCCAUCACCACCCCUGGAUCCACCGUCGUGCCUCCAGUCCCAGGAACCACGCUGUCGACUUCCACCAAGCCGACUGGCGAGUCUCCCCAAGAACCAUCCAAGACCCAGCCCGCCCCUCCCCCUCCCGAGGCCACGACCUCGACCUCUACUACCACGGAGCCGACGGCGCCCAUCUUCACCGGCGCCGCGGCCCUCAAGAGCGUCGAGUCCACUUUCGCGGGGGUGAUGGCUCUGGGUGCCAUUAUGAUUAUGAUGUAG
Molecule: messenger RNA, 1632 nt
Organism: Aspergillus melleus
Lineage: Eukaryota; Fungi; Ascomycota; Eurotiomycetes; Eurotiales; Aspergillaceae
Exons: 1
Coding region: 1-1632 (543 amino acids)
Source: RefSeq, a predicted model, not a curated record